GUUUGCACAGCGCUUGGUGGUAGUCGAAAGACACGGAGUUAUGUCCACCUCAGGGUACGGUAUAACAUGCCCAUUGCAUAGCCUUGACGACACUUGUUGACAUAGACGCGUGUGUGCGCGAAUCCGAAUGUGAGCGUGAAUGUAAAUGAAGUUCACCUCUUGGCACUACGACUCUUCGCGUAGCUUGCCUAUGUUUAUUGUCAGACACCUGUAUGCAACGAACUCGCCCACCUUCUGCUUCGCUUCUUGCACACGACAUUAUUUCCGCCUCGCAAGACCUCCGCCUUGCAAGAAAGACUACUCAACCGAGCACCGAAGAUGUACCAGAUCACGCACGAAGACAUGAGUGUCGCUCUUUACCUAGCCAUCGCAUUUCUCGCUAUGCUCAUCAGCUUGGCCUGGGUCACCUCCCCACUUCUGCAGGACGCGUACUUCCCGCUUGACCAUCUCGAACAGCAUACAGCAUACGGCGAUCCUUCUACUUGGGAGGCAAACGCAGGCCAGAACACUGACGAUGCCACCAAUCACGACAAUGCCCAUCGCGAUGGCGCCGACCACUCUGAGACUGGGGAUCAACGUCACGCUGAGGGACCUUCAACCGAAGGACCUGGCGUGAUCGCCGAUGGUCAACCUCAUGCUGGAGAGCUUAUGAUCGUAGGGCCUAUCACUGUCGUGUCCUUCCCGCCCACUGAGAUCGAGACGUCUGCGCUGGAGUUUUUAAAGCGCGACGAGGAGGUUUCACGGCUCACCAACAUCGAUAAAACCCAGGCCAGGAAGAUCAAGAAACUUGAUGACGUGGUUAAUUAUUGGGAAACAAAUGAUAGGGCGCUGAGGAAGCUGAUUGACCGUACUCAACAUCACAAUGUUGCUAAGCUUGAGUGGACUGUCAUUACGCUGCAGAAGCGGAACGGAGCUCUGAUCCAGCGGCUGCUACACCGUAAGAAGCAGUGCAGCAGGGCCAAGUCUGCUUCUAAGAUCGUUGUGAAAGAGGUCAAACGUCUCUGCCAAGAAUUUGCCGAGGCAAGGAGGGAGAAUCGUGAAGCGACGGUGGAGGCGAAGAAGGAGAGGGACCAGGCUAUCGAGGAAGCCCGGGAGGCCAAAGCAGAGGCGGAAAGGUCCCUGGAGGCGCUUCGACGUUACGAGGCCGAAUUAGUGGCGAAGACUGGGACCGACGAGCUUGAGAAGCGUAACGCAGCGGCGCGGACCGACAUUGACGAGCUUCGGAAGCGCAAUGCAGAGGCGCAGACCCACAUCACAGACCUUCAGAAGCGCAGCACAGCGGCGCAGACAAGCGUCCAAGAGCUUCAAAAGCGCAACGCAGCAACGAUACAGGAUCUUCAGAAGCGCAAGGCAGACCUCGAGAAGCAUCUGAAUGAGGUUAAAAAGCGCGACGCAGCGGCCCAGACAGGCAUCGAGGACCUUCAGAAGCGCAAUGCAGACCUCCAGAAGCAUCUGGAUGAGGUUAAGAAGCAAUACAGCCAAGCCGAGGCCGCAUCCGUAAGCAAUGCGAAGGAUAACAGACGCCUCAACAAUGAGGUUGCCGGAGCAAAGAAAGACCGAGAUGAUGCCAUGGAGGAAGCACGCAAGGCCAAAGCAGAGGUGCAGAAGCACUUGAAGGCGCUUCAGGAUCGUGUUGCCGAAGCAUUGGCCCAGGCAAACCUCGCAAAGCUUCAGAAGCAGAAUGUCGAUCAGGCCAAGAGACUCGAAGAGGUUCAGCGGGAAUACAGCAAAGCGAAAUCCGCGGCCGAGCGUAAUGCCAGAGAAGUUGGCGUCCUGCGCAACGAUGUAGCCAAGUUGAGGACGGAGAGGAAUGAGGCCAAGGAGGAAGCUCGACGAGGCGUUCGAGUCCUACAAGAAGUUUGAGGCGGCUACCAACCGCCUCAAGGCUGUCGAGAGCAACGGCAUUCCCAAUGCCAAUAGAGCAACAAACGGUGCUGAAGGGACCAUAGGAGCGUCUGG
This is a messenger RNA of Baudoinia panamericana UAMH 10762, 1959 nucleotides long. RefSeq lists its product as uncharacterized. The transcript is spliced from 2 exons. The record is from RefSeq and is a predicted model, not a curated record. NCBI's taxonomy places the organism in Eukaryota, Fungi, Ascomycota, Dothideomycetes, Mycosphaerellales, Teratosphaeriaceae. The coding region runs from base 319 to 1863 and encodes 514 amino acids.